GAUUUAUGCAGUAAGAUACUUGCACACAACCGUUCGAUAGGCCGCUAUCCGCUGCGCAUGCGAGUCACAAACUCACACAGGCAGAGAAGUUGUAUCCUGCACGGCUCCCGAGUGUGUGUGCUGGAGGGAAACUUAUUCUGCGUGACUAGCGAGCGUCGUUUCAUUACCGCCCAGACUGCAGACAGAAGUAAGGUUAUCUCCAAGCCAGUGCCACUGACCGACGGGCGACCCAGGGUUAUAAAACAAGCCCAACAACUCUCCGGCCAACAGUUUGAGAGCUAACGAGAAUAACGUUAACCUGAAAUGGCGACGGCAAUAUACUUGGAACAUUACCUUGAUAGUAUUGAAAACCUACCAUGCGAGCUGCAGAGAAACUUUACUUUGAUGCGGGACCUGGACAGUAAGACUGAAGAAAAGAAAGGAGAGAUUGACAAACUGGCCGAAGAGUACAUUGCUAAGGUGAAGAACCUGGCCUCGGAACAGCGAGUGGAACACCUGCAGAAGAUCCAACAUGCCUACAGCAAGUGCAAAGAGUUCAGCGAUGACAAAGUUCAGCUUGCAAUGCAGACAUACGAAAUGGUGGACAAACACAUCCGCAGACUGGAUGCAGAUCUGGCACGGUUUGAGAAUGAGCUGAAGGAGAAACUGGAAGUGAGCGGCUACGAAAGUACAGACGGAAGAGGACCGAAAAAGGGGGAAUCCCGGGGGCUGAGAGAGAAGCGUGUAUCCAGAGGAAGAGCAAGGAAAUGUUCUGAUGAAGAUUCUCCCAAAAAGAAAAAGAUAAAAAACAGCCCAGACCUGAGUGAUGCUCUCUUGCCUAUGCAACCAUCAGACGUUUUGGACAUGCCAGUUGAUCCCAACGAGCCUACCUACUGCCUAUGCCAUCAGGUGUCCUAUGGAGAGAUGAUUGGAUGCGAUAACCCAGAUUGUCCGAUCGAGUGGUUUCACUUUGCUUGUGUUGAUCUCGCCUCAAAACCCAAAGGAAAAUGGUUUUGUCCGAGGUGCACCCAAGACAAGAAGAAGAAAUGAGAUUUCUUACUUUAAGAAAUGCUUAACUAAUAACGUGUGUAUUUUUGGUGUAGUAUAAUGGUGUAAUGUAGAUAUAUAUUCAGUUCCUAUCACCCUCCAUAGACAUGGUGGGUCAUACAACUUUCUCUUUUCAAAGGCCUAAUCUGGAUUCGAAGUAUAGCUACACAAUUCACUUGUAUAUUAUCAGUGCACUCUGGGUAAAUUAGUCUAGGCGGUGGAGUUAAAAGUUGCACAAAUUAUUACCAAUCAGAAAGUCCUUCCUCUCAAGUCCUAUGUUGUGUAUAUAUUGUUAUAACUAACAUACUCUUGGAUCGUGGCUUUAACAUACUUGAAAAAUCAAUUUUAUAAAUAACUAUUUUU
Molecule: messenger RNA, 1389 nt
Organism: Sander lucioperca (pikeperch)
Lineage: Eukaryota; Metazoa; Chordata; Actinopteri; Perciformes; Percidae
Gene: ing5a
Product: inhibitor of growth family, member 5a
Exons: 8
Coding region: 304-1029 (241 amino acids)
Biological process (GO): positive regulation of apoptotic signaling pathway; positive regulation of DNA-templated transcription
Cellular component (GO): nucleus
Molecular function (GO): chromatin binding
Source: RefSeq, a predicted model, not a curated record